Molecule: messenger RNA, 1046 nt
Organism: Camelina sativa (false flax)
Lineage: Eukaryota; Viridiplantae; Streptophyta; Magnoliopsida; Brassicales; Brassicaceae
Source: RefSeq, a predicted model, not a curated record
AGACUUUUUCGAUUUCACAUUCUCUUCUUUGGCUAAGAGGCUGUAAGAGUCGGCGGCGGCACCGAGAGAGAGAGAGACAAAACCUCAAAACCCUUAAAAACACAUCUGACUGAAUCCCCCAAUUCCCACAAGAUCCGAUCUUUUUAGAAAAAAGAAUGGGAAUCAUAUCAUCCACAGAUCCAAAAACGGAGACUUCCGAACCCAAAUCUCAAACCAACGAAGCUCCAUCAGAGAAACUGACUCCAUCGGAGAAAUCAGGAGGAGGAGAUCAUUCAUCCCCGUCUGAGAAACUUGGAGAUUCAUCAACUGUCUGGAGAGAUCCCGAAGAAGGAGGAGACGCAGAGGGUGAGGAUGAAGAGGAAGGAGAGUGUGGGUUUUGCUUGUUUAUGAAAGGAGGUGGCUGCAAAGACUCGUUUGUUGCUUGGGAAGAGUGUGUGGAAGAAGCUGAGAAGAACAAGGAAGAUAUUGUUACCAAGUGUAUGGAAGUCACCUCCAUGCUUAAAAAGUGUAUGGAUGAGCAUUCGGAUUACUAUCAGCCGAUUCUUGCUGCGGAGAAAGAUGCUGAAGCAGCGGUGAAGAAGGAGCUCGAAGCUGAGAAGAAGAAGGAAGAAGAAGAGAAGAUCUCGGAAGAGGAGGUGGCUGCGAUGAAGCAAGCUCAAGGUUGAUUUUGAGUGUGAGAGGAUUUUAGGUAAAUUUUUUCAUCUAAGUGUUCAAAAUAUUGGAAUUUGGGGAUACAAUUGCUCGGUUAGGAACAGAGGAAAUCACUUAUAAAGAUCGACCAUUUGAUGGUUUAAGUUUCUUCUCUAAUUGAAUAUGUCAUUUUGUGUGCGAAUAAGUUGAUUGAUUGAGUUCAUCUGAAUGGAAUACUACCUUCUUUUCUUAUAUGAUUCCAGAGAGGUUUUGUUCUUAAAAAGGUCACUACUUUGUUGAUCCCCAUGAAUGUUUCAGUGAAGAUAUCAUGUCUUCUUUGUGGGUUUGUUUAGCUAUUUCUUCAUUUGAAUGUGAUUUGUUACUUUGAAACAGUUAAAGGUCAGACCUUUCUGUAA